Cladophialophora yegresii CBS 114405 is the source of this 1821-nucleotide messenger RNA. RefSeq lists its product as uncharacterized. The transcript has 5 exons. Gene Ontology annotation, molecular function: NADP binding; N,N-dimethylaniline monooxygenase activity; flavin adenine dinucleotide binding. Lineage: Eukaryota; Fungi; Ascomycota; Eurotiomycetes; Chaetothyriales; Herpotrichiellaceae. The coding region runs from base 1 to 1821 and encodes 606 amino acids. The record is from RefSeq and is a predicted model, not a curated record.
AUGACGCGCUCUAGUGAGGCAAACACUAACCCAACACAUGCAGUCAAACGCACCGUCGAUGGCUUUACCAAUGGCGCUACCAACGGUGUUGCCAAUGACGUCGAUAUCGCAACCGACACAACUCCUGACCCCAGCGCACAGGCCAGCGAUGCCCACCAUUUCGAAGAUGUGAGCACCAGUUUGAAACAGUUACCAGCAUACACGCCCAGAAAGCUUCGGGUGGUGACAAUUGGUGCUGGUUAUUCGGGGCUCACUCUGGCCCACAAGUUCCAGCAUCAACACAGCGACUUGAGCGAUGUGAUUGAUCACACCAUCUAUGAAGCGAGGUCCGAACUAGGAGGAACUUGGCUGGUGAAUACCUACCCCGGAGUGGUCUGCGAUGUCCCUUCACACAUCUAUGCAUUUCCGUUCGACCCCAAUCCUGGCUGGAGUCGCUUCUUCUCUACUGGCCCCGAGAUCUGGGCAUACAUGAAGAAAAUGGCUCAGAAGUGGAAUCUUGAGCGUGAUGUCAAAUACAAUCAUCGUGUUACCGGAGCGUACUGGCAAGAAGAUCGCGGCCAAUGGCGGGUAAUAGUCGAGCAUAACAACACCGUCAUCGAAGACUACGCGGACAUCUUGAUUUCAGCCCAGGGGUUUUUGAACACCUGGAAUUGGCCAUCGAUUCCCGGAUUGCAAACCUUUCAGGGCAAAAAGGUGCAUUCGGCCAGCUGGGACCACGAUUACGACUACAGCAACAAGACCGUCGCCGUGAUCGGGAAUGGUUCCUCUGGGAUCCAAAUUCUGCCUCAGUUGGCCAAGCUACCGGGGACGAAAGUGACGAGUUUUCAACGUGGCCCAACCUGGGUGGUCAGCACCAUGAGCCCGGCAUCGCUCCUUGGAAAAGACGACCCGGCGUAUAAUCCGGAGUACACGGAUGAGGAAAAGCAAGCUUUCCUCCAAGACCCUCAGAAGCAUCAUCAAUACCGUAAGAAGAUCAUUCACAGCAUCAAUGACAGUUUUAAGAUGUUUGUCAAGAAUUCGGAACUCAACGAGCAGAUUCUUGACCUUGCCCGGCGACAAAUGACGGCCAAGCUGAAGAACAAUCCUGAACUGUGCGAAAAGCUCAUUCCAAAAUGGGAGCUGGGGUGUCGAAGAAUUACUCCCGGGGAGGGAUAUCUCGAAGCCUUCUUGCGCGAGAAUGUUGGACUCACUCAAAGUCCCAUCACCAACAUUGAUGCCGAUAGCAUCCACACAACUGAUGGUCAGGUUUACAAAGUCGAUGUCGUCGUUUGCGCCACCGGAUUCGAUGUUUCCUAUCGUCCUCAAUACCCUAUCGUUGGCCGUAACAAAGUGAAUCUCGCGGACAAAUGGGUCGAGGAACCCUCAUCAUACUUAUCACUCGCCGCGCCCGACAUGCCCAACUACUUCAUGUUCACCGGCCCGAACGCACUGAUCGGCCACGGCUCCUUGAUGGAAAGUCUAGGGUGGAGUGCCGAGUACAUGAUCAAAUGGAUGCGGAAAAUUGCCUCGGAAGACAUCAAAGCGGUCGUCCCCAAGCAGAGCGUAGUGGAUGAUUUCAUCGUCUACUCCGAUCAGAUCCACCAGACACUGACCUGGACCGGCGCAUGUCGGAGCUGGUACAAGAACAACACGAUCGAUGGGCGAGUGACGGCGACGUUUGCGGGGAGCGCGUUGCUUUUCAAGCGGCUCAUCCAAGAUCUGCGCCCGGAAGACUUCGACAUUAAGCCGAGAAACAAGAACCGAUUUCGAUUUCUGGGGAACGGAUUCCUGCAAUAUGAGUUGCAGAAGGGCAAUGACCUGGCUUGGUAUGUGGAAAGGUGA